GGCGCGGCGGGCACGGCGAGCGAGGCGGAGUCUGUGUUUCGGUCAGGCUGCGGCUUGCGGCUGUGGGGCUGUAGUUCAGAAGAGGGAGGCCGAGGCCUGGGCCCAGCCCGGAGCCGCUGCCCGACCGGAGCCUCCUGGAGCCCCCGCGCCGGCUGAUCUUAGGGGCGGGCUCGGGUUCGGCCCGCCGCCGCACGCAGGACCGAGGCUGCAUGCCGGAGGACCAGGCCCACGCAGCCAUGGAGGAAGCAUCUCCCUAUUCCUUACUUGACAUCUGCUUGAGUUUCCUGACCACUAACCUUGAGAAGUUCUGUUCAGCACGACAAGAUGGAACAUUGUGUCUUCAGGAACCUGGAGUAUUUCCACAGGAGGUGGCUGAUCGACUGCUUCAGACCAUGGCAGUUCAUGGUCUGCUGAAUGAUGGAACUGUGGGAAUUUUCAGGGGUAACCAGAUGCGGCUAAAGCGUGCUUGCAUUCGAAAAGCAAAGAUUUCCGCUGUUGCUUUCCGGAAAGCCUUCUGCCACCAUAAGUUAGUAGAACUUGAUGCCACGGGUGUGAAUGCCGACAUCACUAUCACAGACAUCAUAAGUGGCCUUGGCAGUAACAAGUGGAUCCAGCAAAAUCUUCAGUGCUUAGUACUAAACUCAUUAACUCUGUCCCUCGAGGAUCCUUAUGAGCGGUGUUUCAGCCGGCUUUCUGGUCUUCGAGCUCUGAGUAUCACUAAUGUGCUCUUUUACAAUGAAGAUCUGGCUGAAGUUGCUUCAUUGCCUAGACUGGAGAGCCUGGAUAUUUCUAACACCUCAAUCACAGAUAUCACUGCCCUCCUGGCCUGCAAAGACAGACUCAAGUCUCUCACCAUGCACCAUUUGAAAUGUUUAAAAAUGACUACUACCCAGAUCCUGGAUGUUGUUCGGGAACUAAAACAUCUGAAUCAUCUUGACAUCUCAGAUGAUAAGCAGUUUACAUCAGACAUAGCCCUUCGAUUAUUAGAGCAAAAGGACAUCUUGCCCAAUCUUGUCUCCCUGGAUGUUUCAGGGAGAAAGCAUGUGACAGAUAAAGCUGUUGAAGCCUUUAUACAGCAGCGGCCCAGCAUGCAGUUUGUAGGUUUGCUGGCCACAGAUGCUGGUUAUUCCGAAUUCCUUACGGGCAAAGGACACUUGAAGGUAUCUGGAGAAGCCAAUGAAACUCAAAUUGCAGAAGCGUUAAGGCGGUACAGCGAAAGGGCAUUUUUUGUCCGGGAAGCUUUGUUUCAUCUUUUUAGCCUGACUCAUGUGAUGGAAAAAACAAAGCCAGAAAUCUUAAAGCUUGUGGUUACUGGUAUGAGGAACCAUCCUAUGAAUUUGCCUGUGCAGCUGGCUGCUAGUGCCUGUGUGUUUAACCUAACUAAGCAGGACCUUGCUUUAGGCAUGCCUGUCCGGCUCCUCGCUGAUGUGACCCAUUUACUGCUCAAGGCCAUGGAACAUUUUCCUAAUCACCAGCAGUUACAGAAGAAUUGCCUCCUCUCACUUUGCAGUGACCGGAUUCUUCAAGAUGUUCCAUUUAACAGGUUUGAAGCAGCCAAGCUUGUCAUGCAGUGGCUUUGCAACCACGAAGACCAAAACAUGCAAAGAAUGGCAGUUGCUAUCAUUUCCAUCCUGGCUGCCAAGCUUUCUACAGAACAAACUGCACAGCUGGGUGCUGAGCUCUUCAUAGUCCGGCAACUUCUUCAAAUAGUGAAGCAGAAAACUAAUCAAAAUUCAGUGGACACUACAUUGAAAUUUACUUUGAGUGCCCUUUGGAACCUCACAGAUGAAUCCCCAACAACAUGCAGACAUUUCAUUGAAAAUCAAGGGCUGGAACUCUUCAUGAGAGUUCUAGAGUCUUUCCCAACCGAGUCAUCCAUUCAACAAAAAGUUCUAGGACUUUUGAACAAUAUAGCUGAAGUACAAGAGCUGCAUUCUGAAUUAAUGUGGAAAGAUUUCAUAGACCAUAUCAGCAGUCUCCUGCACAGUGUGGAAGUAGAAGUCAGUUACUUUGCAGCUGGGAUUAUUGCCCAUUUAAUAUCUAGAGGUGAACAAGCAUGGACCUUGAGCCGUAGCCAGAGGAAUUCUCUUCUUGAUGAUUUGCAUUCAGCUAUUUUGAAAUGGCCAACUCCAGAGUGUGAGAUGGUAGCAUACAGAUCCUUUAAUCCAUUUUUCCCACUACUUGGCUGUUUUACGACACCAGGAGUCCAGCUGUGGGCAGUUUGGGCCAUGCAACACGUUUGCAGCAAGAAUCCUUCAAGAUACUGCAGCAUGCUGAUUGAAGAAGGAGGACUACAGCAUUUGUACAACAUCAAAGAACAUGAACAGACAGACCCCUAUGUCCAGCAGAUUGCUGUAGCCAUUCUGGACAGUUUAGAAAAACACAUUGUGCGCCAUGGGAGGCCCCCUCCCUGUAAAAAGCAGCCCCAGGCCCGACUAAAUUGAUAGCCAUAGAUAGUUGGAUAAUGAACAACAGGAAUCAUUUUUGUGGUUAGUUCAUUUGGAAUAAUAUGCUCUCUGGUGUUGGGGUGUGGUGUGGGUGUGUGUGUGUGUGUGUGUGUGUGUGUGUGUGUGUGUGUGUGUGUGUGUGUGUGUGUGUGUGAAGAGUCCUGUGAUCCAUUUGGGAUUGGUAAUGUACAGUACUGCCCGUGUGUGUGUGUGUGUGUGUGUGUGUGUGUGUGUGUGUGUGUGUGUGUGUGUGUGUGUGUGUAGUCCUGUGAUCCAUUUGGGAUUGGUAAUGUACAGUACUGCCCAUGUGAACAGUCUGAUUUGUCUUGUGAUUUUUAACUUAUGAAGCAAGAAAGGUCUUCCUUCAUUCUUGUCUUUUAGGAAAUCUUUCAGUGUUUGAACUUAACCUGUGCUUGAGAUGCUACAGUUUUAUGAUAAAUUGCACGAACCCUUAUGCCAGACUUGUCUAGAGUCCCUUCCAGGUCAUUUGCAGCCAGGUCAUUUGCAGUGUGGGCGGGGCUGCUGAUGUGACAUCGGCUCUGCUUCGGUUGUAAGUUUUAUACUACUUCUGUAAAAAUGCCCUCAUUCUCUGUGUAUCUCUCACAAGAUGCGCUUCUUUGUGUGAGUGGAAAUCCAUUGUGUCUCUGGAAGCUCUUGGCUGUUUGGAGCCUGGAUAGCAGUCAAAGAAAUACAAAAGAAAAGUCUUAGACGAAGAACAGAGUUGAAAGGAGUUAGACAUUGCUUUUAUGGUAUAGCUCUGAGAAUGGGACAGGUUCUCCUUGUCUCCCUCUACCAAGGCCGGGAGCAGGAGCUGUUCUCCAUGCUGAACACUGGAAGCAGGGACUGUUUCUGCAGGUUACUCUAGAGAUACUCCCCAGUUACCACAGUAUCCUGUGUCAAAGCCUCUCUGAGACACUGUCUGUUAUGUUGUAAAAGAGUGCAGUUUUUUAAAUGUCGUUGGUUAAAACUGGCUAUUUUUACCCCUUCUUUCCCAAAGUCAUUCUUACUCAGUGGAGUAGAGACUACUCACAGAGUUAAUUUGCUUAGUUAAAAUACAAAUUGACAACAGAAAAUUUGCUAUAAAAAUUUAAUCUUGAGCUGCGCUGUGGCUCAGUGGUAGAGAGUGUUCUUAGCAUGUAUGGAUUCAAUACCCAGCACCACACACAAAAAUGUUAAUUUUUUCUUAUAACAUGCAGAUAUCUGUCAGCAUAAAUGGCUCAUUCCUGUACUCUUAUCACUCAGGAGACGAGGCAGGAGGGUGCCGUGAGUCUGAGGCCAACCUGUGUUAGAGUGACCUUUAGUAUAUCUUCAUUAUGUGUUCAUGUUAGAAAAGGAUGUCCACAUCCCACGUCCAAACAUGCAAGAGAAGAAUAGGCUGCUGCUAAAUGAUUAAAUAUGUAGCUGACCAGGUAAAAGGAAAUGUUUUUGAUGGACUUUUUUUAGACAGUUGCCUUUCCUUUAAGAUAAUUGAUACAGUGAAGAAUCAGUUAUUGUCCUAUGACCCUGGGAGGUAUCAUGUUAUCAACAAACUUCAUUUCCAUUUCCAUUUUCAUUUUAAGCUGGGAAUAGUUGAGACCUAUAGUCCAUUCAUCACAAGGGUGAGACAGAAGGGAUUACAUGUUGGAGGUGAGCUUAGGCUACAGAGCUGUAAGCCAGUCUGAACUAUACAGGGAAAUCCUUUCUCACAAAACAGAACAAAAUUUUUAUUUUAAGGAGGCUUGGUAAGGCACUUGCCCUUAAUCCAAAACAUUAAGGAGCAGGUGGCAUUCAAGGCCAACAUGGGCUAGAUAACAAGACCCAUUCAACAGGUACAGUAACAAAAUCGUUUUGUGAAUAGGUUUAAUCUGAAAUCUCAUCUGACCACAUUUUAUUCAUACACAUCUAAAAUGUUUUCAAUAGAGUUUUAAAAUGAUAUUUUUAAAUAAGUCAGAAAUAUUUCAGUUUAGAAAGGAGCUAGUUUAAGCUGGGCAUGGGGCAUACACCUAUAAUCCUAGUGUGUGGAAAAUGAAGGGAGAAGACUGAAUUCGAAGCCAGCCUGGGCUACGUGAGAGUCCCUGUCUAUAGGAAACCAACAAGCUGAUUGAUUUAUUAGUAUGCUUUUAACAUGGCUGACUCAUGUUUCAUACUGCUGCCACAGACUUCAGACUUGAGUGUUUUGGGCUUCCUUCGUAGGAAUGAAUACAGAAUCAAACUGAAAGAAAAUAGAUACAUAGAAUUAUCAAAAGGCCAUAUAAAACAAUGGUUGAAUUCUCACUUCAUUGAUUUCAAGGGAUUUUUAGAGCCAUAAGAUACAUUUUCACCUUCAUUGGUUCCUCAAACAUGAUCUGCCACUGGAGAGGCAGGAUUGUUGAAAGUUUGAGGCUAGCCUGGACUACCUAUUGAUGCUGGUCUCAACAGCCUCCACCACAAAAAGAUGGAUUUUUCAUAGUUGUGCUUAUUUCAGAGGAAAGAAAAUUCUUUCAAAGGAGUUUUUGCUUUUUGUUGACAUUUCACCCUCAAUUUUAAUGUCUAAAAUUAAAAUUCUGACAAUAGAAUAGUCUGCAGUAGCUUGCAAGUUGGUGGUGUUGACCAGCCAGGUCUACCUAUUCUACUUUGGGGAAGACUGUUGGAGAACUUUGACUUCCAGUGUCAGGACAAAAGUGCAUGUUCCUGUAAGCUACUACUUAAACUUUCUGCUUUUACAAAUCGUUAGAAAAAUAAAGCCAGGUGUUGUGGUACACACCUGUAGUCCCAAUAUCACCAACCACAUAGCAAAUUCAGAACCCUGUCUCAAGAAGCAGAACAAGAAAUGGUCAAAAAAUUAUAAAAUUCUUCAGAAUAAUCUGAUACAUGAAGAUUCAAAAAGAUUUCAAUUUAUAUUUUGCAGGCCAUCAGGGCUACAUUGUAAAACUUAAAUAAAAAAUGAUCACAUCACAAAUGUA
Molecule: messenger RNA, 5368 nt
Organism: Peromyscus californicus insignis
Lineage: Eukaryota; Metazoa; Chordata; Mammalia; Rodentia; Cricetidae
Gene: Zyg11b
Product: zyg-11 family member B, cell cycle regulator
Exons: 14
Coding region: 210-2444 (744 amino acids)
Cellular component (GO): Cul2-RING ubiquitin ligase complex
Molecular function (GO): protein binding
Source: RefSeq, a predicted model, not a curated record